This is a messenger RNA of Auanema sp. JU1783, 999 nucleotides long. Lineage: Eukaryota; Metazoa; Nematoda; Chromadorea; Rhabditida; Rhabditidae. The record is from the annotation of a GenBank genome assembly.
AUGAUAAGUGAAGAGGACAAUCAAAUUGCAAAUUUAUUCAAUUUCAGUCCCGCAAAGAAAAAUAAGGGGAUGAUUAAGGAUUUGCUGAAACAACAAAAGAAUCGUUUACAUCAUCGCAGUUAUGUCCUGAAAUCCUUGGCUUCUCAAAUAGUUUUGCUCUCAAUGUACUUGACUCUUCUUUCAACAGGGCUGUUGUUGAUUUUCCAUGAAAAGCAUCCAUUAUUCACCAGCACUGAAUUGUUCAAAGAAAUUAUCGAAGGGGAAGAUAUAUAUUCGGAAAUGAAGAACAGCACACACAUCUUAUAUGUCAAGGAAUUAAUCACCGGUAUUGCCAUUUCGAUCAUUCUCAUGAUUUCUAUACCAAAAACUUUCUAUUUUGGGGUAUCGAUAUCAGAAGGUCUCAUGCUAUCGAGUGUUCUAAUAAUACAAAGUGUACUUUUGGGAGCUUCAGCUACCUUUCUUGCCGUAGAUGUUUUACGAUUCCCGAAUGAUAAAAUAGGCUUGAUUGAUCCUUAUAUAGAGUCUUACGAACGUAUUUUCAAUACCGCACUGGAAACACCGGACAUGUUGAUAGCGGGUAAGAGUGCCAAAGAUCAUAUGUGGUCGAUCUCAAAUAGAUUGAAAUGCUGCGGGAUUGAUCGACAGCAAUGGCAAAAUGAGAUGACACGCGAGAUAAAUACAAGAGUGUUAUUCAGCUAUAACUACACAAAUGAAGUAAUAGAAAAUCAGGAGAUCUUACCAGCAUUUUGUUGCAAGAACAAGUCUAUGCAAUGCUUGACCAUCAGUAAAUCUAAGCAAAUCAGACAUAAGGAGGACUACAUUUGGAAAGAACCAUGUGCAUCUAACUUAGUCAUGACGUUUUUAAAACAGAUUACUAGCGUUAUAUAUGCUUCAUGUAUGAUUAUCGUAAUCUGUUGUGUGUAUACGAUACAACUGCUGAAAUGGAAAGCUGAAGCUACAAUUCGAAAAAAAGCCGCUCGCGGUAUUCUAAAGAUCUGA